CCGCACUGGAAGCGUUCGUAAAAAUGAAAAAUAAAAACACCAAAAACUAUAUAUACGGUAUCAUAACGAAGACCAACUGUAUGUCGAUACGUGGAAUUCUGCAGGGACGUCGGACGGCGUGGCGCGGUGAUGGAUCUGGGAUGAUGCUUACCACAUCUAAACUACCACAGCUUGGCCUGGUAGUAACAAGUUGGCUUGGAGGACUCUUCACUUGUUUGUUGUUUUUACAGUAUAACUCACCAAAAUGCGCACCUGAAUACGUUCCCCCGUUCCAGCCCGAAAUUUACAAGAGCGUAAACUUCUCGAAACCCAUUUCGACCAAAUCUGGUCAGACCGGGGAGGAAAAACCCAUCCUGCUGCUGUGGUUCUGGCCUGAAAACUACAGGUGGAACUUUCAAGACUGUAAGACCAUAUACAACAUCGACGGCUGCCAUUUGACCGAUGACAGAAACCUUUACAACCAAGCGGACGCGGUCCUCAUUUUCCACAAAGCUAUCCAACAUGAUCUCUCCAACCUUCCGCCGUCUCCCCGGCCACCGUUUCAAAAAUGGAUCUGGCUCCAUGUAGAAUCGCCGACCAACACGCCAAGGAUCCCAGGCGUGGAGAACCUUUUUAACCUCACGCUGAGCUACAGACGGGAUGCGGACAUUUCUGUGAGAUAUCCACUCACCGUCAGCAAAAAACCAAACGAGGACUUUGUGAUCCCGAAGAAGGACAAACUCCUCUGCUGGUUCGUGUCCAACCUUGCCCCUAGUACCGGAAUAGGGACCAGGAUGAGCUACUACAACGAGUUAAAGAAGUACAUCACUGUGAGCAUUUUUGGAAGCAUGACUGGAACGCGCAUGAGAGAUGAAGACUACUUCCCCACCAUGUCUAGCUGUAAGUUCUACCUUUCUUUCGAGAACUCCAUCCACAAGGACUACAUCACAGAGAAAUUAAACGGUCCUCUUGCAGCCGGGACCGUCCCUGUCGUCUUGGGGCCGCCGAGACAAAAUUAUGAAGACUUUGCUCCGGGUAACUCCUUCAUUCACAUUAACGACUUCCCUAACGCCGAAGCGCUGGCUAAUUAUCUGCUCAAGCUGGACAAAGACGAUGAAGCUUACAGACGCUACUUCGAUUGGAGAAAACACGUGAGAGCGACUCCGCAUCUGACCCUUUGGAAUCAAGAGUUCAUCUCAUAUAUCUGUCACGCCUGUGAAUACAUUGGAAGGCACAGAGAGUACAAAGCUGCACAUGACAUCUACAAGUGGUGGUUUUCAUAAGGAAGAACUUGAACUUAGAUUUCUUUGCAAGUUGAUAAUGAUUCCUGAACCCUUUCUCUAUCACUAUUGUAAUGUUUACCUGAAUAAUCUCAGUACUGGACAGUAUUCUGAUUGGAUUAAAGAUGUGGAAAUGUAAUGGGGUUUAGUCAUGUACCAUGUCUGGAAAGAUGACCUUCUGUAAAAUGAGCAGUACAGUAGUCCAAACCCCAGUUUAGGUAUAGGUUAUAAUCCCAUCUGAAAGGAAAUGUUCAACUUAUAACCUGCACUGAAACAGGCUUCAAUACUCUCAAGGAAGUAUUCACCACAAGAAAACUGAAACCAAGUCACACUUCCGGUGGAUUCAGGUUUUGAGUUCCUAGCACAGGCACCAACUUGUGGUAGAAAUGAACACACACCGUUCUCUGAAAUGCUUUUGUUAGUGUGACAGUACGUCCUCUUUUUCCGCAGACACGUCCCCUUUUUCAGUCCUUAAAAAAGCAUCUAAAUUUGAGAAACUGUCCGGGAUUCGGCCUUUAGCUUCAUUGUGACGUGCUCACGGUCUAAUAAUAGUGCAACGUCUAUAGCGUGUGUUUGCGUUGCUUUAACCCCUCUCUGUAAUUCCCGCCUUCUCACACACCGAUUGGUCCGAUUAUAAAAAGCUUGCAGCACCUUUUGGUCAAAUUCCUACCUCUCAACCGUUAGCCUACUCUCAGCGAAUGCACAAAGAUGAAGCGCUGUUGUGUACGCCAUCAAACAGGUGCUUGACAAUAGCAGCAAAUGAAAGCUGUCCUGAGUCGAACAGUACUAUAUUUGCACUUAUGGGAAUUAAUUGAGCCAACCCUGCGUUUCCAGGCAGGUUCAUCACAUCCUCACUCGUUUUCUACUUAAUCCUUUCCAUCGCAUCAGCGUGUGUUUACACUUGCAUUUACUGAAAUGAAUAAUUUAUUAAAAACUAAAAAUGAACUUACCUGA
This is a messenger RNA of Ictalurus furcatus (blue catfish), 2213 nucleotides long. RefSeq names its product 4-galactosyl-N-acetylglucosaminide 3-alpha-L-fucosyltransferase 9-like. The record is from RefSeq and is a predicted model, not a curated record. Gene Ontology annotation, molecular function: alpha-(1->3)-fucosyltransferase activity. The transcript has 2 exons. NCBI's taxonomy places the organism in Eukaryota, Metazoa, Chordata, Actinopteri, Siluriformes, Ictaluridae. Gene Ontology annotation, cellular component: membrane. Bases 24 to 1262 code for a protein of 412 amino acids.